Cervus elaphus (red deer) is the source of this 677-nucleotide messenger RNA. RefSeq names its product helicase SKI2W-like. NCBI's taxonomy places the organism in Eukaryota, Metazoa, Chordata, Mammalia, Artiodactyla, Cervidae. The record is from RefSeq and is a predicted model, not a curated record. The coding region runs from base 254 to 586 and encodes 110 amino acids. The transcript has 3 exons.
CCCUCCUUCCUACCCCAAACAGAAUAAUGGCAGCACCUUCCUGCAUGAAAGACAGCAGUCAUGGCCUUGGCAAGGCUUCUGGCUCCACUUCCAUGAAAGGUCAGAGAAGCACUGCCCAAAAGCCUUGACCGGGACACAGCCCAGGUCAACAGCAGCAGUCACAUCUGACGCUCUGCACAGCAGCAAGCCCAGCACUCAACCUGGCUCCCGAACUUUCCCAAGGUGACCCUGCCUCAGUCCUCCCUCUGCGGCCAUGACCACUGCUGUCCAGGAACUGCUACGACUGGCUCAGGCGCACCCCACAGGACCCCCCACCCUCGACCCUGUCAAUGACCUGCAGCUCAAGGAUGUGUCUGUGGUCGAAGGGGGGCUCCGGGCCUGGAAGCUGGAGGAGCUGAUCCGGGGGGCUCAGUGCAUGCACAGUCCCCGUUUCCCUGCCCAGUACCUGAAGCUGCGGGAGCGGAUGCAGAUCCAGAAGGAGAUGGAGCGGCUGCGCUUCCUGCUGUCAGACCAGUCACUGCUGCUGCUCCCAGAGUACCAUCAGUGCUCCGAACCCUGGGGUAAGUGGACGAGGCGGGCACCGUGAAGCUGGCCGGGCGGGUGGCUUGCACCAUGAGCAGCCAUGAGCUGCUUCUCACCAAGGCCAGUACCCAGAGCUACUCCUUUCAGAACUCCUG